CCGCGCGGGCAGAGCUGGGAGGGGACGGAGGAAGGAGAGCUGGGCAAAGCGCGGGGGGAGAGCCCCCCAAAUCCCUCAUUUCUCUCGGGUGUUGGCUCAAUUUGUGGUUUUAAGAAAACCUGAGAGCUUGAAGGCAGCUGCCCUGGGAGAAGCCCUUUCCGGGGGCAGCCGGAACCUUCUGGUCCAGAGGAAGAAGCCGUCCCCUCACCUGGACUUAUGACCCGUGGCUUGGCCCCCAGCCUGCCCGCCGAGGUCCACAAGAUGGGCUCCUUCCGCAGGCCCAGACCGCGCUUCAUGAGCUCCCCGGUGCUCAGCGACCUGCCCCGGUUCCAAGCCACUCGCCAGGCCCUGCAGCUGAGCUCCAACUCGGCCUGGAACAGCGUGCAGACCGCCGUGAUCAACGUCUUCAAAGGCGGAGGCUUGCAGAGCAACGAGCUCUAUGCACUGAAUGAAAACAUCAGGCGGCUGCUGAAGAGUGAACUCGGAGCGUUCAUUACAGACUAUUUCCAGAACCAGCUUCUUGCGAAAGGACUGCUGUUUGUGGAGGAGAAGAUCAAGCUGAGCGAAGGUGAAAAUCGCAUUGAGGUUCUGGCUGAAGUCUGGGACCACUUCUUCACUGAGACCCUCCCCACCCUGCAGGCCAUAUUUUACCCAGUUCAGGGCCAGGAGCUGACCAUCCGCCAGAUCUCCCUGCUGGGCUUCCGUGACCUGGUGCUGCUGAAGGUGAAGCUGGGCGACCUGCUGCUGCUGGGCCCGUCCCAGCUGCCCCCGUCCAUCGUCCAGAUGCUGCUCGUCCUGCAGAGUGUUCAUGAGCCCACAGGCCCCAGUGAGGGGUGUGUGCAGCUGGAGGAGCUGGUGAAGCAAGUGGUUUCUCCUUUCCUGGGCGUCAGCGAGGACCGCGGCGUCUCGGGCCCCACGUACACGCUGGCCAGGCGCCACUCCCGGGUCCGGCCCAAGGUCACGGUCCUGAACUACGCCUCCCCGAUGCCCACCGGCGGCCGGCCCCUGAAUGAGAUGGCCCUGACCCCUCUGACAGAGCAAGAGGGGGAGGCCUACCUGGAGAAGUGUGGCAGCGUCCGGCGGCACACGGUAGCCAACGCCCACUCGGACAUCCAGCUGCUGGCCAUGGCCACCAUGAUGCACUCAGGCCUAGGCGAGGAGCCCGGGGCCGAGGACCAGUGCCUCCUCCUGCCGCCCCGAUUCUCGCCGCCGCCCCACCGCCAGUGCUCCAGCGAGCCCAACAUCACCGACGGCCCCGAGGAGCUGGAGGAGGUGGCGGGGGGCUGCCCGGAGGACUCGGAGCCCAACUGUGCCUCCCUCAGCUGACUGCCCACCUGGGGACCUCCCGGCUCUGCCCAGCAGCCAGCAUGAGGACAGCCCCAGCCUGUGACUCCCCAGCGGGCUCUUCCUUGGGGCAAGGCUGCCUCGUGUAUUCUUGGGGACAGGCCUAGUCUGAGUGCCCGGGAGGGAUCCCCUGUUGUCAGCCACUCCGUUUUCGUGCCUGUGACCACCUCUUCGCAGCCACACAGACCCGGUGCCUGAUGUCCACUUUCUGAUUUCCUGCCUGGCCCGGAUUUCGACUCUGGGCUUCCCCGCUCAGAUCCUGGACUGCCCCCUGCCCCCCAAGGACACAGCCCGGUGCCCUUGGCAUUGCUGUGGCAGGAGGCGGCCUGGGCCCCACCUAGAGCCCAAAAGGAUGUGCUGGAGUUCCCCUUUGGGUCCGGGGAGGCAGAGGCGUGUGGGUGAAAAGGUACCUCUCCUUCCCUGUUUGUGGGGAGUGAACGGAGACGCAGCCCCUACCAAGCAGGGCGCUGGGAAAGCGCCUUCCUCAUUUUAGUUUCAGGAUUACAGGGAGAGCGGUGCCCCCCUGGUGCUGAGGGUCCCCUACAUCACAUCCGGGAGGCCUCCAGGCUGGAUGAAGCCUCUGCAUUCCCCCCCAGGCUUCCUCCCAAGCUCACAGAACCAGCUUCCCUGGGGGCGUUGCCGCUGCCUUCAUCCCUCUCUGACGUCAGAAACUGACCAUUUUCCUGUUGUGGGUGAAGGGCCGAAGGGCCGGCUGAUACCAACCAACUAGUCUUGUUCCUGGAUUUGACUUGAAUUUUUAAAAUGUGCAUCCUUUCAAAACAAAUUGUUUGCGAAUAUUUGCACCGGGGGUGGGUCUCGCACUGCUCCUUCCCAAUGGAGUGUGUCUUCCACACCCUCCGGGAAAGGGGACGGAGCGUUUGGGGGGUGAAAGGGACCCGUGGUGGGCAGGGCUCACGGGCUGCAGAACUCUGGAAGCAGCUGGGCUCGGAUCCAGAGUGGCCUGUGUUUGUGAGUGUCAUGGCUUGUUGGAGGAGCCGCAGGGAGGUAGGGAGACGGCCGCAUGAGCAGAGGGCUGUAGCGAUGGAAUGUCUCAGUGUUUUACCGUGGGGUGUCA
Eptesicus fuscus (big brown bat) is the source of this 2419-nucleotide messenger RNA. It is a transcript of the gene PRR5L, whose product is annotated as proline rich 5 like. Gene Ontology annotation, cellular component: TORC2 complex. The coding region runs from base 217 to 1326 and encodes 369 amino acids. The record is from RefSeq and is a predicted model, not a curated record. The transcript has 9 exons. Lineage: Eukaryota; Metazoa; Chordata; Mammalia; Chiroptera; Vespertilionidae. Gene Ontology annotation, biological process: TORC2 signaling.